CACUUCUCACACAGUACAGGGCUGACUUCAGCAGGGAGUGCACGGAUCUCUUGGGUUGCACUCAUUCAUCACAGACGGAGUACAGUCGGCCGACAGAGAAGCGUAAAGCCCCACAGACCACGGCAGCAUGGGGAGCAGCAUUUCAUGUGUGCCCCAGCACAACUUCAGAUUCUCAAGCAAGAGUUUCAUUCGCAGAAACAGCAGUCGCCUGCUUCGCAAGAAGAAUCCCCAAGAGGGUCAGGAGAAGUCCAACAGCAUCAUCAACAUCCUGAACAUAGUCACUCCAAGGAAGGAAAUGUCGCACAAGGAUCUGCAGGCUAUAGAGAACAUAAAAUGGGAUCCUCCUUUCCCGUACGACCCGGCCAGUGGUUGGAAGAAGAGCAGCAUCAACGUGAAGAACUACGGACGCAUGGUUCACAGCUCCAAAGUCCGUUUCCGCUUCUCUCACUGCCAGGAAAUACACGACUGCUUCCUGGAUCUCUUUCAAACACAUCUUCAUUUCGUUUCCAACAACACGUCAGGACUCACUUACCAGGGGACUCUUCCACUGAAGGAACUUACCAUCCGCAACCUGCAACAGAACUGCAAUCACAGUCAACCCCAGGAAUUUGCUUUCCAAAUAAACGGUGUCAGUCUUAACCCCAUCAUCGUAUACUGUGCCAACCAAGAAGAAAUGGACCUGUGGUUUGGUCUGCUCAAAGAAAACAUCGAGGCGAAUGGAGGCACGGCAAUCGUCCCUGAAAACUUCACACGACUGAGAAACCAGUACAAAACGUCAGAGGGAAGAGAGGAGCUGAGGAACUCUGUCAACAGGGAGCCGAUCUACGAGUGGGAGGGAUCUCAGCGGGACAGUUUGGGGCCCAUCAACUAUGUCACCAAAGUCCGGCUGCAGCACCUGCCAUGCCAGGAACAGAGUGACAGACUGCUGGUGAUGUAUCCAUCAACCCUGAUCAUCCUGUCAGAGGAGAGUGAUGGGCUCUUUUAUAAGGGAAAACUUCCACUCAACAUGAUCACGGUCACCACGCCCUGUCAGGAUGUAAAGCCCAACACUUUUAUGAUUGAAGGCAAGCUGAUCAACCCCAUAGUGGUGUCCUGUCUGGAUAGGACAGACUUCUGUGACUGGAUCCAGCAUUUUAAAGCUGCUGACGUGCCAGUUCUAAGCCCUCCGCCCCCAGUGUACGACAUCAUCUACACCCCAACAAACAGAGAGGCUCCACGGUUUGAGAAGUGGAGUGGAAACAGCCAAGGAAGAGCGGAGUCACUAAAAUUCAGCCAGUCAUUAGGUGGACAUGGGUCCCAGAACCCUCAGUUACCCAUUCCUGAAGACAACCCUCUGUCCCCGGGAUACUCUGAGCCGCUUUUUUACAGUUCCAGUUCCAGCCGUCCCUCCUCCACCGAGACCGCCAGGCUUGGCAGCAGAACCAACAGCAUGUCCUCCCACACCAGGCCGGAACGCGACCUGCGACCUUUGUCGCUGCGCUACUCGUCCCCCCAGCACAGCUCCUACCUCCAGCCUGCAGACAGAUCAGCGGGGUCUCAGGUCUACAGCACGCCCUACUCUGCCAUGCAUCGUGCCAGUCCACAGCGGCUGGAGAAAGCGCCACUUGUCAAGUCUAACAGCUGGAGCACACCGCAGACGUCCCUGAACUACCCCCUGAACACCCCGCAGCGCCAUUCAGACAUGUGUGCGCCACGGCAGCCUUUAUCGCCUCUGUAUGACGAGCCCUGUAGCCCAGAAAUCUACUCCCUGGAGGAGGCCAGGCCAGUGCAGCAGAGUUGGCACGAACCAAUUCAGCACAGACACCACCACCAGGAGGCGCAGCUCCUCCCCUCCUCCUUCCAGCUCUGCACCCCUCCCCUGGGCAGACGGUGCAGGAGAAGCCUGGUCCAGGCCCACUCUUUUAACCAGGAGUUGGAAACUCCCCAAAGCCAAUCGGAGCAGAGAGCAGAGGCCGUGUCAAGGCUAAAGCUGCUGCCUCUGCCCAGCCAACUGCAAGAGCAGAUACCUCUCCCAUCCAGCUAUGUGAGAAACACAAGUCAGAUGCCUUACGAUUACUCACCAGAUUCGUACCUUAAACCCACGGAACUAGAUGACCAGGAAGUAGACUAUGACAACAUUUGGGAGUACGAUGGUGAGACUGGAAUGAUUCAGCCAGCGUCUGGAAUUUCAACACAGUGGACAGGAUUAAACUUUGGGGCCAGAGGCCCUGGUGCCAUGGUAACUCAGCAGAGAUGGUCAUAAAACAUAACAAAAGCCCAGCACUCGUCUGGACGUGUGCAAACAACAGAUCGCUAUCAGAGGGAUUAUAAAUGCCAACAAGCAGAGUCGGAGUUGCUCCUUGUGUGUACAGUAUGAAGCAACAAACCCCAGGAACUGCUUGGUCAGAUGUUUGCUGGGAGGAAUGAGGAGCACAGGUGUGAGAGGAAAAUGGACAUAAACCGUACUGUAUGACAGUGACAGACAAGUUAGUUGCCUGUUUGGUAUGUAGCAUUCAAAAGAGGAGUCCCUAGACUGUAUUUUACAUUUUUCUAAAGCUUAAAUAUUUUUUACAUGUCUAAUAAAAAUACAACAGGUUCACUUGGUAGUACCCUCAGAACGUUCUAACUACCUGUUCACGUAGCAAUAUUUCACUUCGUGUGAAUAUUACAAAAUACAAAGCAUUCCAUCAGGACUUGUUGAAGUAAAUAAUAAAUGUAUAUGUUCUGUAAAUGUUGUACAUUUGAUAUUUUAUUAUGUUGCACUGUUAAGUCUAAUAGAUGUGCCUUAAUGUUGAAUGCUAAUAUUAGAAUAACCACUGGACAGUGCAGACACUUGUAUGACUGUCUUAUUUUUAUUUGACGUGUUUAUUUAUACUCCGAAAUAAAACCAAAAAUGUACCAACUUUUUUGCAUCUGUUUAUGAUAUUAAAAAACACAACACCUUUUUAAAUGAUGAAUUUCCU
Menidia menidia (Atlantic silverside) is the source of this 2942-nucleotide messenger RNA. The record is from the annotation of a GenBank genome assembly. Lineage: Eukaryota; Metazoa; Chordata; Actinopteri; Atheriniformes; Atherinopsidae.